This is a messenger RNA of Orbicella faveolata, 3384 nucleotides long. RefSeq lists its product as uncharacterized. The record is from RefSeq and is a predicted model, not a curated record. Gene Ontology annotation, biological process: protein O-linked glycosylation via fucose. Lineage: Eukaryota; Metazoa; Cnidaria; Anthozoa; Scleractinia; Merulinidae. Gene Ontology annotation, molecular function: peptide-O-fucosyltransferase activity.
AACAACGUGUUCUAGCCUCAACUAAUCAACAUAGUUUACGAAUGCAACGCUGCAACGAUCAGUCAAAUAUUUCUGGAUUGUGCUGUGAUAUGAGUGUGGUGAAAUCGAAACUCGAUUUUCAACGAUCAUCGAGCUGAUCAGGCUGUCGUCACUUUAAAACUUCAUUAACAACACUGGUUCUAUAUCGAUUUAAUUCUAACCGAGUAGAAGUCUUUAUGUGGCUGUGUGCGAGACGGCGAAGGUCACCUCUAGUGUCGAAAUGUGGAAUUACGCUUGGCGUAAAGAUUUGUGUUGUUUUGAGUAUUUUUAUUAUGUAUCAUCUGCUACAUCAUGUUGAAGACAGCCAAACUUCAGCUGGUAUCAUACAAAAGAAGCUUCAAUCACUGCCAGCAUCGAACCUUCACAGUACCGCCAUCGAAAAAGCCUCGCAGUUUUUUGGUCGAGUGAAGAACCGGUCUUCAACGAGCGCACCUAACAAUAUUUAUCUGAGUAAUCGGCCGAUAAUCAAUUAUUCCGCCGAUGGAGCAAAACAUAACCUGAAGUUUCUCUUUGUCUUACACCAUUACGAACAACUUACGAAGACCACAGAAAAUUUGUUCCAGUUAGCUGCGGUUGCGAAACAAAUUGGCCGUGUGAUUGUGGAACCUUUAGUUCGAGAUUCUAGAAUGUGUGGUUUGCCUUACGGUUGGUCAGGACAACCACGGACUGAGAGCCGAAGAUUUUAUCCUCUGGCGAUUUAUUUCGAUGUAAAAUUUAUGAACAAUUUGCUCAUAAAAUCUCACUAUGCACGGAUGGUAAAAUUGGAAACUUUUAAACGUGAGUGUCGAUCAAGCGUUGCAAACACUACAUUGUUACAUUUUAUGUUCAAUGAUCGCAAAAAAGACGAAAUGAAAAAGUGGUACAAGAUAUCGGCCAUGGUGUAUCGAAAGAUUGAAGGGGCCUUGAAAAAAUCCGGUUGGUGUGAAUGCAAUUUUAUUGAUCGUGGUCUCGAUUUUUCUGACAGAAUUGGUAAUUUUCAAGCUGGGAGGCAAAUUUGCAUAGAUGCCGAGAAAGUCAAGAGCCUUCAAUUAUUUGAAACUGAAAUUCUUAAAGGAGAUAAGUGCGUAGCUAUUAUUCAUUGGCGAGGACUUGGCAAGGACAGAAACCAUUUCAAACCGGAAGUGGAUCAGAGCAGCCGGAAGUUGGUAUAUUCGUUACCGUCAAGUGAACUCGUUAUUUCAAGAGCUAGGAAUAUCGUUGAUUCGAUUGGCGAGGAGUUUAUUUCGGUCCAUAUUCGCUCUGAACGUCAAAUACAGUGGUAUGGUUUUGAAAGAUUGUCACUAUGUCUCAAAACCUUAGUGGAAAAGGUUGGAGUGCUCAAGCAAAAGUACAAAAUCACGCAAGUUUUCCUUUCUUCGGAUUUUACUCGUUUUGGCUCGGACACCUUACAUUCGUUAACGGCGCAGAACGUUACACUGACCAACAAAAUAAAACAAAUGCAGAGGUUCUUAUCAAAAAGUUUAAAACCCACUACAUACAAUCCAAAAUCAGAUGAUCCAGUGGUUAUGGAUAGUGGUGUUGUUGCACUGACAGAAAAGAAUGUCCUAAUAGGGGGGUCACACCUAUUGACUAUUGGAUCUGGGACAUUUCAACAGUGGAUUGUUGAUGCUUUCAUAGAGAAGAAGUCGAGUGUUGACAAGCAGAACUACUGGACAGUCACAAGGAUUUGCCACAAAGCCGAAGACAGGAUGAAUAACAACUACAACCCUAGCUGAUUGUUACAAAAUUCUGUAACCAUGGUAACAGCAUAACUAACUUUAAUAUUGCUAAUAAGGUGGCUAGGUCGGUGUAGUUGGAUGAGAAAGGGGUACUUUGAAGCAGCAUUCUAAGUAACAAGACGUAACUGUCAAAUAAUUGCUUAAUCCUAAGAGGACAAAAACAAAGAUUAUUUCGGCAACCUUGGUCAAGUCAAAAUUCAAUAUUUUGCAAGCAUGCAUGGUAGUCACACGAUUAGGGUUGUUGUUUCUAAAUAUCUUUCCUGUUCAAUUACAAGUAUCGAUAUUUUCCUUACUUAUUUUCAUACUUUCACUUAACUUCUUCUGAACAAAGUUUUUUUGGAGGAUUUAGCACUUUCCUUCCAAAAAUCAACCUACUCCCUUAAAAAUACCCUCAUAUUAAUAAUUGUGUUUUCUGCAAAUUAUUUACAUAUUUAAAAGGACCGUUGAUAGCAUAUGACUCUUUUUCAACAUAAGAGAUCCCAGUAUCAUGAUAAGGGUAGUUUUGAGUUCAGAAUAAUAAAUUAUUACUUGUACUUCAAGAGUUAGUUUAAUCCAUCCUAGAGUAGAGAAACCAAAGUUCAUCACAUAUUCAGGGAUGUUAUAAAUUAAUUAUUGGUUUUAAGGGUCUGAACCUGAAUAUUACCACCCUACAAAUGCUAUCCCUUUUAAUAUUGCUGCAGCCUAUCAUAAAACACACAAUCAUUGCUACAAAGUACUAACAUUGUUAGUUAGAUCAUGGAUCAAACAAAAAAUUUAAAAAUUUCUUGUUUCAUUUCAGACUGCAUAAAUUGCAUACAGAUCUGUUUCUCAUGUCAGGUCGCUGAAAAGUAAAUUAUAAGAAGACGAAAAUUCUUAAUGGUAUGGACAGUGGGUUAGAUGUUUUCUUUCCUCCAUCUUGGGAGGGUAGAGAAUUAAGAGAAACAAAAAUAUUAAUAUUGCUAGAUAAUUCAAUUUUUUUCCUUAGGGAAUAGCUUUUAACACAGAAGGAAGUUUCAGAAGAAAAUUAUUUAUUUUUCAAAAAUUAACAAGAAGAGCAACUGGGACACAGAGUAAAUUAUAAAAAUAAAGACUGCAUAUAAUGUAAGAAAAUUUAUUUAACUUAAGAGAACUUUUCUGAAGUGCUUUUGAGAAGAGCAUCAAGCAAAACUAUGUCUGGAAAGAAGUAACUUAAAUAAAUGGAAAUUUACAAUAUUUUAUCAUAUUUCAGUAACAAUGCUUGAUUAAUCAGUCUGGGUGCAAGACCACAAGCCAUGGCAUGGUUGCCAGAGACACAACCUUUCAAAUUCCCUGGCUUUUCCCUGAUAAAAGUAAAAUUUCCCAGAUCAUAUCAGUGGUGGAUCCAGACCUUAAGCUAAGCGGGGGCCGGUGUUUUUUUUGCUUACCCUGUUGGCUUUUCUUCCUGUUGUGAUUUUUUUUUUACCAAAAAUAAGGGGGGGCCCUGGGCCCCUCCCCUAGAUCCGCCACUGCAUAUAAUAAUUGCAAAAUGUCAGUUAUAGCUGUCUUUUCCACCCAUUCUUUUAAGACUGAUAAGUUUCCAACAAUUUGCCUUCGUCAUUAUGAAAGAAAAACACUGAUGAGAUCAUAGUGACCUCAGAUGUUUCUUCCAGCCCUCAAUGGUAUUAAAUCA